AUUUAUUAUCAAAUUAUGUUGAUAAAUGAUAAUUACAGAAACAAAUUAAAAAUGGAGGUGGACAGUGACUCUGAGAACCAGCCUGGAGCAUCCUCCAUGAUGGGAAAGGACAAGAAGAGGUUUGAAGUUAAGAAGUGGAAUGCAGUGGCACUCUGGGCCUGGGAUAUUGUGGUAGACAACUGUGCUAUUUGCAGGAAUCAUAUUAUGGAUCUUUGUAUCGAGUGUCAGGCUAAUCAAGCCUCAGCCACCAGUGAGGAGUGUACGGUUGCUUGGGGGAUGUGCAAUCAUGCUUUCCACUUCCACUGCAUCAGUCGUUGGCUCAAGACUAGACAGGUUUGUCCCCUGGACAACCGGGACUGGGAGUUCCAGAAGUACGGUCACUGAUUUAUUCUCAUCACCAGCCUUCUCUGCUUAUCAGAUCAUCCUUUUUCCUCCUUUCUAAUUCUAUUCAUUUACUCCUUUUCCUAACUAGUAAUACUAUUGCUUUCUCCCAAACCUCAUUUUUCAUUGAUGCUUGAUAUCAAUGUUAGUUCUGCUCUGUUUUAGACUAAAUUCUCCUCAUUUUAUAAAUUCAACCAAACUACAGUAAAACUGUUUUCAGAA
This is a messenger RNA of Eurytemora carolleeae, 603 nucleotides long. RefSeq names its product RING-box protein 1A (gene Roc1a). The coding region runs from base 16 to 384 and encodes 122 amino acids. The transcript is spliced from 5 exons. Gene Ontology annotation, cellular component: nucleus; cullin-RING ubiquitin ligase complex. Gene Ontology annotation, molecular function: zinc ion binding; ubiquitin protein ligase activity; cullin family protein binding. The record is from RefSeq and is a predicted model, not a curated record. NCBI's taxonomy places the organism in Eukaryota, Metazoa, Arthropoda, Copepoda, Calanoida, Temoridae. Gene Ontology annotation, biological process: ubiquitin-dependent protein catabolic process; protein ubiquitination.